Messenger RNA from Sphenostylis stenocarpa, 1209 nucleotides. NCBI's taxonomy places the organism in Eukaryota, Viridiplantae, Streptophyta, Magnoliopsida, Fabales, Fabaceae. The record is from the annotation of a GenBank genome assembly.
AUGGAGAGGAUGAAACGUAUUAGUGUUAAUGGGGGUGCACUUAACUGUGAUGACAUCCUGCAUGAGAUCCUACUUCGAAUACCACCAUCAGUUAUCUCCAAAUUAAUUGUUGUAUCAAAAAUAUGGCUACGAGUAAUAUGCAGUCCUUCUUUUCGUCAAGGCUACUUGAGACAAUGGGGGCUAAGUUUUCGACUUCUGGGAUUUUUUGUAUGCAACUUUUUAUAUCUUGGAAGACCUCGGGAUGGUUACCGCCGCCCUCGUUGGGAGCCUCCCCUCCCGUUCUUGUCCACUUGUAGAGAGGGUGAUGAUUUGAAACACUCUGGAAUCCUCAAACAUCGUGGGUAUUUCAUUGAUAGUUCCAAAGGCAUUAUUCUUUCUGGUCUCCAUCCAAAGACAUAUUAUGUGUACAACACCUUGACCAAGCAAACGUAUCAACUCCCAGAACCUCAGCAAUUCUAUAAAGUUCUAUGCAUGGCAUUGAUUGUUGAGGAUUUUCUUCAUGGUGACACAUGCUACAAGGUGAUCAGAGCAAGAUGUGAAUGCAAACUUAAGGAACGCAACACUGUCUCAAUUGAGACUUACUCAUCAAAAACUGGAAAAUGGAAGCAAUCCACUCUGAUGUGCUCUACAUCUUUUGCAUUGCGCCCGAGGACAGCAGCUAUGGUGGUUGGAGGGGUUGUACACUGGUUUGCGAUAUGGGGGAAACUUGCCAUUUAUGAUCCUCGUCUUGGAGACAGGUAUGUAGCUUCGAUUAAACUACCAACAGGUGUGUUAACACAUGAGCAUGAGGAAUCUGUUCUUGGGGAGUCAUCAGAUGGGCUUUUGAUGUAUGGUCAGAGCAAUAACAUUGGUGUGGAGAUAUGGAUGCUUGAGAAGGAACCAGAAGACAACAACUCAUCCAUUUACUGCAUCUGUACACGUCUGAAGUACAAGUGGGUUCUGAGGUGGAGAUUAAAUUUUAAAGUACUAUGGAAGCAGAUGCCAUCUUUAAGCACACAUUCUAAAGAAACCCAGCUACUGUCAUUCCUUCCACAGAAUUCUACAUCUAUCUUCAUAAGGUCAGGGUGGAACAUUUUUCUGUGUGAUUUGGUGACCAAAACGGUGGAAAUUGUUAAUUAUCAGGGUCGUGGAGGUUCCAUUUCUUGGGAAUCUAGCAAAAUAGUUCCUUACUUUCUACCAUCAUGGCCACAGGCAUCCUGUGCCUCGUGA